GUUAACUGAACACAGAGAAUUAUUAAUAGAAGAUGCAGAAGGAUCAUUCGGACACACCAAAAUCAAGACGAACUACACGUGUUCGCAAUGCUUCUACGCCAGAAUUAGUAAAACGGAACUUAGCAGAUAGUACAUUAAAUAUUCAUGCAAGCAGUUCUCACCACAGACAAACAAUGGCAGCAUCUGACUUUACUUUACCACAAAGUUUCACGAAGAACAGAAAUACAAAGAAUCAUAUACCAAUGCUUUCUACACAAACAUCAUUGGAUGGAAUACUUGACUCAGAUUCAGAUGAUAUAGAGCUAAAACUUCUUUAUGAUGAAUAUUUGCAAAACAUUAUGACAGAAAUAAUCUUGAAAAAGAAGGCAGAGGAGAAAGAAAAAUUAUGUAUAUCUCAAUUGGCAACCAUAGCUAAGGAAUCUAAGAUACAAAAUGAGAUUGAUUCACAAAUUAUAGAUGUAAAUAAUUGUACUAAAGGUGAAGAUUUUAAAACAUUGGAAAAUAUUCUAUCCCAGUUACAUAGUCUUUUACGACCUCUAGAUGUACUUCAUUGCAAUAAUAUAAUUCUUCCUGAUACACCUGAAGAAUGGAAAGAAACAAGCAAACUCUUAAAAUCAUGUUCAGAGACAUUAAAGUCUAUUAUGGAUUCGAUUGGAACAAAAAAGGAAUCAUAUAAAACUGUUAAUAAUGGUAUUAACGAGUUUGUCAGUACUGCUAAUGAUAUUGAAGAUCACCAAAAAAGGCUAGAAAAGGAACUUCGCAAUUUACAAAUUCUUGUGUUAAAAACAGCAUCCUUGUCUCUAAUGCAAAGUCAUAAUUGA
Habropoda laboriosa is the source of this 821-nucleotide messenger RNA. RefSeq lists its product as uncharacterized. The record is from RefSeq and is a predicted model, not a curated record. NCBI's taxonomy places the organism in Eukaryota, Metazoa, Arthropoda, Insecta, Hymenoptera, Apidae. The transcript has 6 exons. Bases 33 to 821 code for a protein of 262 amino acids.